Anguilla rostrata (American eel) is the source of this 2677-nucleotide messenger RNA. It is a transcript of the gene ing5a, whose product is annotated as inhibitor of growth family, member 5a. Bases 81 to 791 code for a protein of 236 amino acids. Gene Ontology annotation, biological process: positive regulation of apoptotic signaling pathway; regulation of DNA-templated transcription. Lineage: Eukaryota; Metazoa; Chordata; Actinopteri; Anguilliformes; Anguillidae. The transcript is spliced from 8 exons. Gene Ontology annotation, cellular component: nucleus. The record is from RefSeq and is a predicted model, not a curated record. Gene Ontology annotation, molecular function: chromatin binding.
GAAUAAUUAAAGCAUGUCGCUUUUUGGGUUGAAGAAAAAUUAUUAUCCUAGUACUAGUACUACUCGUGGAUCCUGUAAAGAUGGCGACAGCAAUAUACCUGGAACAUUACCUAGACAGUAUUGAAAAUCUUCCCUGCGAACUCCAGAGAAACUUCACUCUGAUGCGUGAGUUGGACAAUAGGGCUGAAGAAAAGAAGGGAGAAAUUGAUAAGCUGGCGGCAGAGUACAUCACGAACGUGAAGAAUCUGGCCUCAGAGCAGAGAGUGGAGCACCUGCAGAAGCUCCAGUCCGCCUACAGCAAAUGCAAAGAAUACAGCACUGACAAAGUGCAGCUCGCCAUGAAAACAUACGAAAUGGUGGACAAGCAUAUUUGCAGGCUGGAUGCUGACCUGGCUCGCUUUGAGAAGGAGCUGAAGGAGAAGCUGGCAGUGAGCACUGAAGAGAGCCCCGAUGGGAGGGCACUGAAGAAGGACAUCAAGGACAAGAAGGGGCCCAAGGGGCGAGGCCGGAAAGUGUCAGAGGAAGAUUCACCAAGGAAGAAAAAGCUGAAAAACAGGCCAGAGGUGAAAGUCUCUGUUCUGGCAGCACAUUCAUCCGAUGUGUUGGACAUGCCGGUCGAUCCCAACGAGCCAACUUACUGCUUGUGCCAUCAAGUGUCGUACGGAGAAAUGAUUGGAUGCGAUAACCCUGAUUGUCCAAUAGAGUGGUUUCACUUUGGCUGUGUUAACCUUUCUACAAAGCCUAAAGGGAAAUGGUUUUGUCCUUGCUGUGUGGAGGACAAGAAGAAUUGAGCAGAUUUGGGGGAAGGAAAUCUGUCUAUGUAUAUUUCUAUGUAUAUGUAUUUUGUUUGCACAGUAAAAUGUAAAGCUUAUAUGAUUUCACCAUGGUUUCAUGGCGAGGGAAAAAUGUUUUAUUUUUUAAUUGAUUUGCUUUUACUUGAAAUGUACCAGUUUUAGUGGAGGUUUUAGUAUAUGUCGAGUCAUACUGUAGAUGAAUCCAUUUCAACCACAGAACUAUUACUGUGACCAGUCACUUUCUUUUAGUUUAAUUCAGUGUUAAUAAGAGGCACAUGGCAGCGAUGGAAGCUUUGUUUGGUCCCCAGUGUCGCAUCUGAUCUUUACCACUACCUACCUCGCAGGGUAAAUGCAACAAUCACUUAGUCUUGCGCCCCUGCUAAAACACAGGAAUGAAAAGCUUUCAUAUUCAAGCUUGAAGUCCUGAAUUCAAGUCCUAAGAGUAUAUUGUGUAUACUCCAAAAUGCUUUGAAAUCCUGGCUCCCCUCCUCACUUGAGUGCCGUGCUAAUGAUCAGAAAUACUUUGCAUACAUAGAUGCGGCACAGAGGCUGUGAUGCACUUUUUGAGGAACUGCUUAAGUGUUCUAAGCACUCCUGCAAUGUAAGAGUAAUUAACGUACAUACGGACCCUCAGUAAAAUUUUAUUCCCCCCCUUUACUCCCCAUGAGAUUGCGAUGGUGAUACAGGGGGAGGAGGUUUGAGAUUUGUUCAUGAAGGGGGUUGGGGCAUGGUAGUUGAGAUUGCGAUCAUAGGCUGGAUGGGGGGGUCUUAGCUUAAAACUAUAAAAUGUUUUGCUAUUAACUGUAGCUAUAAGCUAAGACAGGGCCCUUUAGGGAGUCUGGGCCCUACUCACCGUGCAUAUCCUCUGCACAGGAUGGGCCGGUGUUGCUGUCCUCUGUUGAGAAGCUUUCCCACCCCCCACCCCCCUUAUGGAGAGGCCUGCAUAUGUAUAAAAUUGGGUGGUGAAGACUUUUUUUUAGUUACCUUAAAGUAAAAAAUGUUUUGUUUAAAUCUUUUCAGUUUUAGAGCGGGCACUAAAGGAAGCAAAAACUGUGUUUGCUUAGUUGUAAGCUAUUUCGAGUGGUUUUGUAAUACAUCAUGACCUUUACUAAGUUUAUUUAACUUGCAAUCAAAACGCAACUUAUUUUAAAUUUGUAUUGCACAACAAGGUCUAACUAGCUUUCUAUAGUUGUAGCAGAGACAUUCUUUUAAAGAGAUAGUUCACUUUUUUCAGUUUCAGUGUAUGCUUUUGUAUGACCCAGGCAGUUUUUGCAUUCCAGAAGUUUCUAGACCUGCUGGCUUUACAAUUGCAGUUAUAGGGCAUUCAGAGGUUUGCGCUCUCAAGUAAUCAAAUACGCUUCAAGUAACUCUGAAGCAGCUUCCAUAGUGACGUAAUCAAAAAACUCCAGAGAGUGAAGUACCCAAUUAAAUAUAUUCAUGACUGCGGUGUGCUUAAGCCACCAAAUAAAAGUGUUUUGCACACCUAGGAGAAGGUACCACAUGAAACAUCAAUUAAAGGGAUAGCUCACUUUCUGGGGUUUUUUGAUAUUUCUUGUUUUAGUGUGUUUUCGAACAGCCCACACAGUUUUUGUGAGCAGUGGAUAUUUAUAUAUCUUUUAUAUUUACAGCAGUUUCUGAUGCAGAGAGUUACAUUAUAAAUAUGUGUAUUAUCCAAAUAUGCUUCAAAAAAUGUUGUUUAAUUGUAUUAACGGUUCAGACUAUUUCCUAUGGCACAUGCAACCUGCACUCAAGGGACGGUUUCCUGUAUCAACAUUACUACACAGGCAGUUGGAAGAGAAGAGCUUGCACUUGAGAACUGAGAACCAAUGAUAUAAAAAGAUGAUAUUUAUGUCUAUGGUUGUGAAUAAAUGCUGUAACUUUAA